UCGGCUGUCUGUCUGUUCUCCGAGCGCAACAAAACGCGGAUGCGUGUGGGUGUCGGACUAUCGGACGUCACCCACCCAUCCACCAAGCGGAUCCCUCCCUCUCCGUUAUUCCCUCACUCCUCCCCCCCGGCCUGCUGCUUGCCUGCCCGACCGCACGCACUCCUUUCUCUCGCUUCCCCCCGGCCAGCCUUCGCCUCUGCUCGGCCACUCGCACCCAGACGGAACCCACCGACUCCUCGGGACACAGGGGAGAGCAGAAAGAAAAAGCCGGGAGGGGAAACAACACAACUGGAUAACUGAGAGGAACGACAAGCGGGCGCAUUGCAGCAUCUCGCUCCUCCACCACGCGUCAAGAUCUUCAAUUGUUGUUUUUAACGGCCUCUUGACAACAUUCUGACCCGAAAAGAGAGUUUGAACUCGCAUGGGGGAGAAGAUGUAAAGAGCCUGCGUGUGCUAAGCUUGAGCUGGACACGUUCAUUCAACGGCACCGUUAGCUCAUCUCUGUUAGAGACCACACUUUCUCUCUUCUUUUUUCAUUUAUUUAUUUUUUUGCCAAAUCAAAUUACACACUUCCCCACGGGCAGAAAGGCGACGAGAAAAACAACAAGAUGCUGUCCGAGCUGAACGCCUGGUUCUGGCAGGAGCGGCUGUGGUUUCCAGAAGGCCUGGGCUGGGCCGACCUGGUGGACCGUGACGGACGAGUGUAUGCCAAAGCGACGGAUCUCUGGGUGGCCCUCCCCAUUGCCCUCUUAUUCCUAAUCGUUCGUCAGGUGUUUGAAAGGACGGUGGCGACGCCUUUGGCCUCUGUACUCGGGGUAAAAGAAACAGUACGUCUCAGGGUGCCUCACAACCCCACACUGGAGUCUUACUACUGUAAAGUUACCAAAAACCCCACACAGGUUUCAGUAGUGAGUCUUUGCAAGCAGACUGGCUGCUCGCAAAGACAACUGCAGCGAUGGUUUAGAAGAAGGAGAAAUCUGGACAGACCCAGUUUGCUGAAAAAGUUUCGAGAGGCCAGUUGGAGAUUUACCUUUUACCUUCUUGCUUUCAUUGCUGGCCUGGCCGCCCUCAUCGACAAACCUUGGCUGUAUGAUGUGCAGGAGAUGUGGCAAGGCUUUCCUGUGCUGACUCUGCUACCAUCUCAGUAUUGGUACUACAUGAUAGAACUGGGUUUCUACGCUUCCCUGCUCAUCAGUGUGGCCUCUGAUGUCAAACGCAAAGACUUCAAGGAGCAGAUUGUCCACCAUGUUGCAACCAUCCUCCUCAUCAGCUUCUCGUGGUGCGUCAACUACAUCCGUGCUGGAACGCUCAUCAUGCUGGUGCACGACUCCUCUGAUUACCUCCUUGAGUCUGCCAAAAUGUUCAACUAUGCUGGCUGGCGAAAUACAUGCAACUACAUCUUCAUCGUAUUCGCCGCAAUCUUCAUCGUCACUCGCCUCGUCAUUUUUCCCUUCCGGAUUAUCUACUGCACAUGGGUGUACCCUGUGACCAUCUACGAGCCCUUCUUUGGCUACUACUUCUUCAACGGUCUUUUGAUGGUGCUACAGUGUCUUCACAUCUUCUGGGCCAUUCUCAUCAUACGCAUAGCUGUCCGCUUCCUCACCCACAAUGAAAAAGUGGAUGACGAAAGAAGCGACAAAGAUGAGACCGACGAGUCCGAUGAGGAGGAAGAGGAGGACAUUCAAAGGGUCACAAAGAAAAACGGGCCUCUGCAGAACGGCCACGUGGUGCACAACAACAACCACAGGAAGGUGGAAUGACAGGAAAGACGUGUGGAGCACAAGGACUCAUAUCCCCUGGCAGGACCAGCAACAGCAGCAGGAGGAACGGAGUGACAAAGAGGGAGAUGCAAAUUUGACACUGUUACCACACCACGACAACACACACACCUUCAUUUGUACAAACCCUAAAGAACACUACAGGAAGUGGCAUGGAUUAUUUUUGCUUUGUCAUAAAGUCCCCAUGACGGUGACAUUGGCCCACACGCGUUGUCACUCAAGACAGGGAAGAAACUGGCGAGAAGAGAGGAGGGAAGUAAUGAUGAAACGUCUGCCAUAGCGUCCCUCGCUCUAAUUGUGUGCCUUAGAGCCAGAUAACGGCUUCUUUAAAAAAAAAAAAAAAAAAAUGCCAUUUCAAAACGCGACGCUUUAAUUGUGUUUUUGCUUUGUGUUUUGACUUAAAGAACAAAUCGAGCAUCCCUGUUUUUUGAAAGGAGAAGAGGGGGCAUUUAUUUUCCAAAAUUGUGUCUAUGCAACGAGCUAUUGCAAUGGCUUUGCACAACCCUACACUUCCUUUUAUUUUUAUGUCUUUUUAUUGGAUCUUAGCAGUUCAACUGUGUGCCUCACACUUUCAAUGUAGCUCGUGCCAUUUGUAAAGGGGACUUUAAUUCAUUUCCAAUUCCAUAAACAAACUACAAGAAAAUAUUGGUAAAGAAGAGCGUAUUUCUUCAAAUAGUGGCUAUCCCUCAAAUAGACCAUGUUCUCCAGUUACUCGCCAGGUGCCUCAUUCACUUAGGACAACCCUCCCUCAAAUAGACACCCUAACCCAAUUAGUUGAUGGGUGCAUCAACCACUUAUGUCAAAUAAACGCCUCCCUCAAAUAUACGCCAUUCCUCAGUUAGUUGCCGGGUGUGUCAUCCACUCAUAACAAAUGCCUCGCUCAAAUAGACGUACCCUAAUUAGUCGCCAGGUAGGGCUAGGUCAUCCACCUAUUAGAAAUACCUCCCACAAAUACUGUAGAUGCCCUGCCCUUAUUAGUCAAAGCGUGUAUCAGCCACUAAUGACAAAUAAAUGCCUCCCUCAAAUUGUUGCCAUUCCCCAAUUAAUUGCUGGGUGUGUCAAUAGCAGCGAGACAAGCGGCCACCAUCUUUGUAGUAUUUUCUUAAAACAUGGAAUGAGCACUUCAAACACAUCUAAAAUACUCCAUAACAAAUCCAUCCAUUGUCUAUACGCCUUAUCCUAUAUAUUCACACUCACAUUCACUCCUACGGGCAAUUUAGAGUCUUCCAAUAACCUACCAUGCAUGUUUUUGGGAUGUGGGUGUAAACCAGAGUACCCGGAGAAAACCCACGCAGGCACAGGGAGAACAUGCAAACUCCACACAGGCGACACCAGAUUUUAACCCGGUCCUCAGAACUGUGAGGCAGAUGUGCUAACCAGUCAUGCCGCCUCCCAUAACAAAUAUUACUAAAAUACAUGACCUAUUCUACUGCCCGCACUGCUCUUCUCAAAAAAUUUCUAUUUGCGCUAUUUAAGUCGAGUAUUUAGGGGCAAGUGACACUCUUUGAAACGUCAUGGUCAUUUUGACGCGUUGGAGAACCUCUGGGAAUUUCAUACCGUACAAACUUAUCAGUGGAUGUAUUUAACUGAAACUUGUCAAACAAACGGUUUCCGAGUGGCAGACAAAAGGAAAGUGUUGAGGAGGUAUGUACAGAAAUAUCAAAUGAAUGUUUUACCCUAAUUUGAAGGUGUUUUUUUAACCUGACCUUUAUACAGGCGAUAACAAGUCCCCCCACCCACACAGAUACACUCGCUCAACUGGUAGUGGCAGUCUACAGCUUGAAGCCUCUUUUUUGAAGAAUAUUUACUCAUUAUAUCAGCCAAAGUUGUCACGAUACAAUUGUAUCAAUUUUGACUUGACCCAGAAGCAGGCAGAGGCUGAAGAAGUUUGUGGGGAAUGGUUUAUUGAGCUUGGAUUCGGAAUUGGAACUCUGAGGCGUAAUGGCGGACCGUCGAGACGGGGGAUGUGCGGGAAGAGGUGGCGUGAGCAGGUGGAAGGGCUUGACGGCCUGGUUGGAGAGCUCAGCAAGGCGAGGAGCACAGAAGGCGCACUGAUGACGAGGAAGAACAUGGAGGUCAAAGCAAUUGCAAGAAAUGGUGUAGCUUACGUGCGAGUAGAGAGCCGGUGUACCACAGGUGAACAUUAAUACUCUGGCAGUGGAGUCCUGGAUCUGGCAGGCUUAAAUGCAGGCAAUGACGAAGGCUGAUUGACAACAGGUGCUCAGCUGAGGUGGUGCUGAUUACUAGGAAGAAAGCGAGAGAGUGCGUGACGGGCGCAUAGCACCACCCAAACUCCAAAAAAGGAACUGCAGGGCACAGCUCAUGACAAAAGUGCCGCUUUUUGUCAGGUUUGUGGAGCCUCCUGCCGCCACACAGCACUCGUUUCUCAAGUUUGGGCUCGCAAGUCAAAACAAAAACUCGGCCAAUCGACAGCACAUAUCUCGAAAAAAUUGAGUGACUCAUAUCCUGAGGCACCACUGUAUUUUUUUCCAUGGAGUGUAUAAUAUAAUAACAGUCCCCCCAGGAUUGCACAGGCUUUGCGGCCUAAAAUUCAGUGACAUCUCUCGCACACUCAUCCACCCCUUGUCUGAUUACAUUACACAUUCAACUAUGUAUUUUAAAGAGAUAUUAUUUGACAAUAUUUACACACAGAAACUCACAAAUAAAUACAAUUGUGCCUUGAUUUAUGGGUAAUUUCCGAGUUUGUCGAGAUAUGAGUUGUCGCUCUGCUGAGUUUUUGCUUUGACUUGCGAGCAAAAUUCUCAAUUCAUUUUAUUUAUUUAACCUUCAUUUUUUAUGUAUUAACAUGAACACUAACUACAUGGUUGUUGCAAAUCACUUCACAGCAAGUUGCAGUCCAUCAAUCCAUUUUCCAUACCACUUAUCCUCACUAGGGUCCCGGGCGUGCUCGAGCCUAUCCCAGCUGACUCUGGGCGAGAGGCGUGGUACACCCUAAACUGGUCGCCAGCCAAUCGCAGGCUGCAUAUAAACAAACAACCAUUCGCACUCAUAUUCACACCUACAGGAAAUUUAGAGUCUCCAAUUAACCUACCAUGCAUGUUUUUGGGGAGUGGGAGGAAACCGGAGUACCCGGAGAAAACCCAUGCCGACACGGGGAGAACAUGCAAAGUCCACACAGGCAAGACUGGAUUUGAACCCAGUUCCUCAAAACUGUGAGGCAGAUGUGCUAACCACCGUUCCGCCUCCCAUAAUAAAUAUUGACUAAGAAAUCAAUUUAUUACUAAAAUACAUGACCUAUUCUACUGUCCGCACUAUUCUUCUCACAGAUGUUCCGUUUGCGCUAUUUAAGUCGAGUAUUUAGGGCAAGUGACACCGUUUGAAACGUCAUGGUCAUUUUGACGCGUUGACUUGGAGAACCUCUCGGAAUUUCGGCCCAUACAAGCUUAUUGAUGGAUAUUUUUAACUGAAACUUGUCAGCCAAGCGGUUUCCGAGUGGCAGACAAAAUGAAAGUGUUGAGGAGGUAUGUACAGAAAUAUAAAAUGAAGAUGUACUGUUUUACCCUAAUUUGAAGGCGUUUUUUUUUAACCUGCCUUUUCUAUAGGCGAUAUCACACAAAAACAUUCCCAACACAAAAACCUCAUUUCCUUGGAACCCAUCAUGGUAAUUCUUGGUGCAUUGUACUCAGGUUAAAGUGACCAUCACAACUAUACUCAGCAUUUUGACAGACUCAUUUUGGGGAAAUCUUGUCAUGUUGCUAGUAGUUGUGUAACAAUUCGUAUCACGAUUCUUGGUUACCAAUUCGUCUCAUGGACGAUAUUGUUUUAUUUCUAAAGUUACAAUACAAUUCUGUGGCUUGAAAUCUGUUCAGUAACUUUUUAGCCAAAAAUUCAACCAGUGUGACUGUGAAAUAAAUACCUGCAAACUGACAGUGCAGGUAAAAUUUCCUAGAUUCCUGUUGUUUUUUUUGUAAGGGAAUCAGGUAAAAUUACAGUAAUUAUGGUCAUAAAUACACUUUUCCUGAUGUACUUGUAUUGCUUCGCAAUAAAACAAAAGGAAAACAGCAACUUAUUGUUAUAUUAUUUCAGCUAUGAUUUUCUGAUUUGGACAUUUUCUUUCCUCAAAAAAGAUGUUUAAUUGGUGUUAGAAUUAUGAUGGGGUACUUGGAAAAACGUCUCCAAUGUAAGUGGUCCCCAGACCCAAAAAGAUUGGGAAUUCCUGUUGUAAAAUGUCAAAUACCAAUGGCUAAAAAUCAAGCACCGUGAGGUUUUCACAAGGAAAUCUUUGAGGAAUAUCGUUAAUGAAACACAGAAAGUAAACAAGUGAACAAACCUGCUCUUUGUAACACAAACAUAAGGCUGGAAAACAGUGUCCAGUAAUUGACUUGCCUGAUGAAAUUCCUCUUGUACUCUGCUAUCGUUUUUUUUUUUUUUUUUUUUUUAAUAAAGCUACUAAUAUGUCUUCGAUGGCCACACUUAAUCGUGCAUUUAGCAAUGCUCUCAGCAUUUCAACUUUACACAUUUUCACGCAAUAAUCGCAACACUAAACUCACGCUUGCUCUUUGCAUCUCCAUGUUAGAGCAGCUAGCAAGCUAAACUAAGCUCGCUUGAAAGGCUUCAACGUACACCAAGGCGAGUAAUACACACGCAUCCAUAUAAAGUCUGCCGUGCAAAAUUGUAUUGCGUUAUUUUACCUUUAAAACCUUUUUACCUUUUCCAACGAUUUUAAAUCAAUAUAUUUUGUCUGGUGGGUCAACUUGUCGAGCACAGAGCAAUGCAGUUGGAUCAUAGGGAUAUAAAUCGAUACAUUGAUGUAGUGAAUGAAUCAUUACACCCCCAGUUGCUAGUAUCAUCCACUUAUGACAAAUAAAUACCUCCCUCAAAAAGACACCUUGUCCCAAGUCGUCGCCAGAUGCAUACCCCACUUAAGACAAAUAAACACCUUGCUCUAAUUAGCCACCAGGCGUGUCAUCCAUUUGUGACAAAUGAUCACCUCCCUCAAAUUGACACAUUGCUCCAAUUAGCAACUUGGUGCGUCGUCCACUUAUGGGAAAUUAAUACCUCCCUCAAAUUGAUGCUGUGUGCCUCAAUUAGUCUUUCCUUCAUUAUCCACUCAAUGCAAAUAAAUGCCUCCCUCAAAUCGACACUAAUUGGUCACCUGAAGUGCCAUCUUAUGACAAACAAACUCCUUCCUCAAAGAGAAGAGAUUAGAUCAGAGAAAAGAUCAAAAGAUUAGUAACUGUAAUGAUUUCAAUUCAUAGAGGCUGUUGUUCACAUAUGGACCUCUCAAAAUUGCUGAGCCGAUUUAAACUCUGUUACCAACCAAAACAGCAGCACCUGACCACUCUGAAAGGCAUAUUAAAGUUAUGCUGUAAACAAGUUCCCUGCAGAAUAAUAAUAUGCAGACCACAUUCUCUAUUUUCGUGACCGGCGUAAAUCUGGUGCGCCAGGAGGCAGGUUAGACCGGUUUUUUUCGUAAUUUUGUAGACACACCUAAACCGGCAUAUUUAAAAAAGGACGGUCUGUGACAUCUAUGUGGGGAGGAGAACGCAGCGAUCUGUGUGUGACCAUUGUUGCAGCUCUUGCCCGGUGUGGCAACAGACAAGUGAGCGGUUACCCUUAUUAAAUACAGAUUGAAUUGGUGAUAACAGCUUGCGACUUAAAUAGACCCACUAACUUCAUGUAUCUAACCCCACCCCGAUCGUUUUUGGUCCCCCCCCCCCCCCCCCCACACCCAUAACAUAACUAUGUGCCAGCCAGUGGAAUGUAAUAAUGACGAUAAUAAUAAAAAUGCGGUGGCACGGUGGACGACUGGUUAGAGCGUCAGCCUCACAGUUCUGAGGACCCGGGUUCAAUCCCUGGCCCCGCCUGUGUGGAGUUUGCAUGUUCUCCCCGUGCCUGCGUGGGUUUUCUCCGGGCACUCCGGUUUCCUCCCACAUCCCAAAAACAUGCAUGAUUUGGAGACUCUAAAUUGCCCAUAGGCAUGACUGUGAGUGCGAAUGGUUGUUUGUUCCUAUGUGCCCUGCGAUUGGCUAGCAACCAGUUCAGGGUGUACCCCGCCUCCUGCCCGAUGACAGCUGGGAUAGGCUCCAGCACGCCUGCGACCCUAGUGAGGAGAAGCGGCUCAGAAAAUGGAUGGAUGGAUAAUAAUGCGUUCAGUGAAUAGAUUUCUGCAAUGAUUCUGAGGAUUUGAUGUCCGCUGUUCACAUAUUUAUGAAUGGAAUACGUCUGACAUUACCAGACAUGUCCGUGGACCUCAGAAACCAUCUGCCUGUGCCCUGAUUAAAUUCACCAAAAUCGCAAAAGACCAGCUGUCUAUGUUAAUGCUCUGGAGAGUUUCGUAAGUUAUUUGUUCUGCCUACUCUGGCUUGGUUCUUGCCAUUUUCUUUGCAUACUAAUCAUUUUUAUUUGGUUUUAAACUGACAUAUGUUAUAGUAAUACAAUCUCCACCCAUCUGCAGUUGAGUAACAAAACGCCCCCGCCACUAUUUGUGGAACCAUAGUAUACAGCCACUGUAGUAUGUAAAGUGCUCUGUUUGAGAUCUUACACGUUUGCAGAAGAACCACAGCUCUCUGCUCUUUUGACAGAUUGGAAUGUAUUUCUUGUGCUUUUUCCCUACUUACUGGAAUGAGUGGAACUUUCCUCAUGUUAGAGACCACUGCCUAGUUGCUGUGGGUGAUGUUUAUGAACCAGAAUUUUGUACAUGAAAUGAGGUAAAAGUGUGAUAUUUGACAUAGCAAGGAGGUUAUUAUCACAAACCCACAUUUUGUUAUGCAUUAAUGUUUUGUUUUUCCUGUGUCAAGUGCCUUAUUUGUAAUUUACGGGACAUUCCCUCUCCUCUCCGCUUGUCCUGUUCUUCUUCUCUGUCUCCGUCUCCCUCACACAUCACAAGCAGCUUGUCUUCCUUCAUCACUCACUUUCCUCCUCCACAUAUCCCUCGUUCCACCACCACCUACCUUUUCUUCCUCUUCUUUCCUUUUUAACUAACCUCGACCAACCAACCAAGCUUUCUUCUUCCCCCAGUGAUGCAGAAGCAACAGCUCGGUCCAGGUUACAGUGUUAUCUUUUUUGUUUUUGUUUUUUUGUUAAAUGACGCUGAAGUAUUGUUAUUAAUAAAAGCAAAAGAUCAUGAAUCACA
Messenger RNA from Phyllopteryx taeniolatus (common seadragon), 8874 nucleotides. It is a transcript of the gene cers2b, whose product is annotated as ceramide synthase 2b. The coding region runs from base 609 to 1760 and encodes 383 amino acids. The transcript has 11 exons. Gene Ontology annotation, molecular function: DNA binding; sphingosine N-acyltransferase activity. Gene Ontology annotation, biological process: ceramide biosynthetic process. The record is from RefSeq and is a predicted model, not a curated record. NCBI's taxonomy places the organism in Eukaryota, Metazoa, Chordata, Actinopteri, Syngnathiformes, Syngnathidae. Gene Ontology annotation, cellular component: membrane.